GUGCUGCGCUUUUUAUAAUAGUAGAAGAAGAGUGAUACCGCUAAACAUGGUGGCUUCCCUAUAGAGCUAGUAAACUUAUGGAAUAUCAUGAAGAUACAACAUUAUUAAGUCUUUAGCAUUGUUCCCAUGUUAUUACAAUUUACAAGGAUAUUUAGACUGUGCAGCUGUUUCAUCACACAGGUUUCAGAGUUUGAAAGAACCUUGAAGACGAUGUUAAUCACACAGUGAGAGAAGCAAAACAACAUCAUGGAAGUUUCUGGAGACGAGGGGGACACUGAAGCCCCCCAUGCCAUCGAUAUGACCACCAGUGAAAAGGUGGUUGAACUCCUGAACCAGGCUGCUCUCAUAUCCACAGAUGAAAAACUUACCGUGCUCAAACAGGUCCAGGAGCUCAUCACCAACAAGGAUCCUUCUCUUCUUGACAACUUCUUGGAUGAGAUGAUCGCUUUUCAGACCGACAAAUCUAUUGAAGUGAGAAAAUUCGUCAUCGGCUUCAUAGAGGAAGCUUGUAAAAGGGACAGUGAGCUCCUUCUCAGGCUGAUCGCUAAUCUGAACAUGUUGCUGAAGGACGAAAGUGUGAACGUGGUGAAGAAGGCCAUCCUCACUCUCACCCAGCUCUACAAAGUCACUCUGCAGUGGUUGGUGCGAUCUAAAGCAGUGUCAGAGAGGCAGGAAGCAUGCUGGGAUCUGGUCACACAGAUGAAAGGGGAUGUUCUGGCCUUGCUGGACUCUGAAAAUGAUGGAGUGCGCACUCAUGCCAUUAAGUUUACCGAAUCCUUAAUCAUCACUCUUUCACCACGGACAUCAGACUCUGACAUCCCCAAGCGACAGGAGGGAGACAUCAGCCUGGACAAAGUUCCCAAAGAUCACUCGUACAUCCGCUACAAUGUUUUGUGUGAGGAGGGAAAGACUGCACUGGAGAGGCUGCUGAAGUUUAUGGUUCACCCGGCCAUCUCCAGCAUCAACCUCACCACAGCACUUGGCUCCCUGGCUACAAUCGCCCGUCAGAGGCCGAUGUUCAUGUCCGAAGUGGUGCAAGCAUACGAGAUGCUGCAUGCAAACCUGCCGCCCACCCUUGCAAAGUCUCAGGUCAGCAGCGUGCGAAAGAAUCUGAAGCUGCACUUAGUGGCGGUCCUGAAGCAUCCCUGCAGCCUGGAGUUCCAGGGUCAGAUCAGCACUCUGCUACUUGAUCUGGGAAUGCCCCAGAGUGAAAUAACACGAUCAACACCUGCACCCCGUGAGCAGCGCAAAAGGCCGCGCCAUGAACAAUACAAAGAGGGGAAAAAGGUCAAGAUGGAGCCUGCCCUGAUUGAAGAUGAUGAGGACAAAGAGGAGCCGGCCCCUCUCUCUGUUCCCAAACCAGCCCCUGCUCCAGUCGCUCAGUCUGCCAUCGACCUCACAGCAGAGUUCCUGCACCCACUGCUCAACGCUGAGAACGUUGCCAACCUGGUGCUCAUCAGCAUGGUGUACCUGCCUGAUGUCAUGCCAGCAUCCUUCCAGGCCACAUACACACCUGUAGAGUCAGCCGGCACUGAUGCUCAAAUCAAACAUCUGGCUCGCCUGAUGGCGACACAGAUGACAGCUGCUGGGAUCGGUCCAGGACUUGAGCAGUGCAAAGCCAGAGAAGACGAAGCAGGCAAAGAGGGAGGCAACGAAGAGGAAUCCAUUGGUAAAGAUCUGCUGAUCAAGCGUAAGAACCUGGCAAUGGUGGGACAGGCCAUCUCUGUGGUGGGAGGUUACCAGGAAAAGGCUCCGGCUCAGGAAGCUCCCGCUACAGUCAAGAGGCUCCCUGAACCCAUCCUCCCUACGACACAGCCAAAAGUAGCAGGAUCGAGUGGGAGGAAAAAAGUGUUCCGACUGUCAGAUGUGGUCCAGCCUUUGUCAGAAACCCAGAUUGAAAAGUUGACCUCCAAAGCAGUGGAACGCAUCCUGCAUUCAGAGAAGGCCAUCGCUCAGAGCGGCAUGUCACAUGUCAGAGUGAAGCUCCUCUCCAGGCUCGUCACACAGUUUGAAGGGAUGAUGAAAGAAGAUGUACUGGGAUUCAUUCUGGAUGACAUCAGGACCAGGAGCGACCUGGCCUUUUCCCUCCUCUACCAAGAGUACAACACUUACCUCAGCCAGCUACCGUCUGGACUUCUGGACAGCUAUGACCACUGUCUCUACACGCUGCUGUCGGGCCUGCAGGAGAAACCGGAGCAGAGAGACGGACUUUUCACCAAACUGGUCCUGGAGGCUCCCAUCAUAACAGAAUCAGCGUUGGAGGUGAUACGACGUUACUGUGAAGACGAGUCCCGGGUGUAUCUGGGCAUGACGACUCUGAAGGAGCUCAUCGUCAAACGUCCCUCGAGGCAGUUUCAGUAUCUUCACGUACUUCUGGAUCUCAGCUCACAUGAAAAAGAGAAGGUGCGGACCACCGCUCUGGCUUUUCUGAAGCGCAUGUAUGAGAAGGACCAGCUUAGAGACUACAUUGAGAAGUUUGCUCUGAACUACAUGCAGCUUCUGGUCCACCCCAACCCUCCGUCUCUGCUCUUCGGCGCUGACAAAGACACAGAGGUGGCCGCCCCCUGGACUGAAGAGACGGUGAGACAGUGUCUGUUCCUCUACUUGUCCCUCCUGCCUCUGAACCACCGGCUGGUCCACGAGUUGGCUUCUGUCUACACCGAGGCCAUCGCUGACAUCAAGCGCAGCGUGCUACGAGCGAUAGAGCAGCCUAUUCGUGGGAUGGGGAUGAAUUCUCCUGAGCUGCUGCUGUUGGUUGAAAACUGUCCUAAAGGAGCAGAGACGUUGGUUACUCGGUGUCUGCACAUUUUAACAGAUAAAGUGCCUCCGUCUCCUGAGCUGGUGGAGAGGGUCAGAGACCUCUACCACAAACGGGUUCCUGAUGUUCGUUUCCUCAUUCCAGUCAUAAACGGUUUAGAAAAGAACGAAGUCAUCCAGGCUCUGCCCAAGCUCAUCAAACUCAACCCCAUCGUGGUGAAGGAGGUUUUCAACCGUCUGCUGGGCACUCAGCACAGUGAGGGCAGUUCAUCCGUGUCCCCUCUCACACCAGGAGACCUGCUGAUCUCCUUACACAACAUCGACUCCACCAAAUGUGACAUGAAGUCCAUCAUAAAAGCUACUAACCUGUGCUUUGGAGAGAAGAACGUUUACACCUCAGAGGUUUUGGCGGUGGUGAUGCAGCAGCUGAUGGAGCAGAGUCCCCUCCCCAUGCUGCUCAUGCGUACUGUCAUCCAGUCCCUUACGAUGUACCCUCGACUGGGAGGCUUCGUCAUGAACAUCCUGUCCCGCCUCAUCGUCAAGCAGGUGUGGAAGUAUCCCAAGGUGUGGGAGGGAUUUGUGAAAUGCUGCCAGAGGACAAAGCCUCAGUCAUACAGCGUGCUCCUCCAGCUGCCUCCUGCACAGCUGACAAGCGUGUUUGAGCGCUGCCCAGAGAUGAGAGAGCCUCUUCUUCAGCACGUCCAGUCCUUCACACCUCAUCAGCAAGCUCACAUCCCUACCUCAAUCAUGACGGUCCUGGAAGCAAAUAAGAAACCAGAACCACAGCCUGUAGAGCCCGUGGAGGAGAAAGAGGUAGAACCAGUUCCUGUCCCCGUUGAGGAAGAAGCUCCCAGUGCAGCACUGAAAGGGCCGGAUACGCCAGAACAGCAACACCAUGCAGUCAUGAACGAGGAGGAGGAACCAAUGGAGCAACAAGAGUCUGAACCCGUGAUUCAGGAUGAAACUGUUGACGCUGUUUCAGAGGAGGAACUUUCCAGAGCAGAGAGGACGCCAUCACCUCAACCAGAGCCAGAGGAGAAACCGAUGGAGACGUCUCAGUCUGAACCCUCAGACCUCCAGGAGACAGAAAAAGAUGUAGAAGCCGACACUACUGAACCCGAGGCUGGAAGCGGGAGUGAAGACGCAGAAUGAUGACUUGAAAUUAAAUGAACAUUUCUUUCUCCUCUGAAAACAUCCCACAGAUUUCCCAAGAUUUAUUUCAAUGUUUCUCUUCUCUUUUUUGUAUUUGUAGGAAACAGAUUGUGAGGAAAAAAUAUCCAUGUUUGUUGAAAGCAAUCCGCAGGCGUUCACGUCGGGAUGUGUUGGAAAAUAAAUAAUCAAAAUGUUG
Messenger RNA from Notolabrus celidotus (New Zealand spotty), 4105 nucleotides. It is a transcript of the gene sympk, whose product is annotated as symplekin. NCBI's taxonomy places the organism in Eukaryota, Metazoa, Chordata, Actinopteri, Labriformes, Labridae. The coding region runs from base 247 to 3909 and encodes 1220 amino acids. The transcript is spliced from 27 exons. The record is from RefSeq and is a predicted model, not a curated record. Gene Ontology annotation, cellular component: mRNA cleavage and polyadenylation specificity factor complex.